GUGGGAGCUGCCUGCUGUGACACGGUAGUGACACGAUAAUACCACUAAUCUGGCCUGGCUCAGUACCUCCCAGGCAACUGCGAUGACUCCUCCGUGGAUCAGACGCUACUUUCGCUAUCGGAUGCCUGACUAGCCCGCCAUCAUGUCGGGAAGGACAAGCAAGACUAGCUUCUUUCGUGCCCUCGAGCAUUUGGAUUGCUCCGAUGACUCUCAGGAAGAUGAAGAUUCUCUGGAGCGUCUUCUGUAUCGCGCAACGCCUACAAAAAUAAUAAUUUCGACCGCUGCCGCACCCAACGCGGAGCCUAUUGCGCUGACCCGGGCAAAUACGGCGCCUUCCUCCUCGUAUACGCACAAAGAACUUCGAGAAGAAGUGAGCGCCCAUAUUACGAACCCUAAAAGGCAGCCUCACUCUCCAGAAUCGAAUUUGAGGACGGUGAAGCGCUCCCAGACCACCGGCACGAUGCCUAACAGCACGCCAGGCCUUAGGAAAGAAGGCCCUGCCCUGAAGAAAAUGAGAACAAAUAGUAUAAUUAAGCUGGUUCCUGAGGAGCAGCGGAUAUUCAGAGAACUCGUUUUCUUCUUCUUCCCGAACAAUGAUAUCUCUCCCUCUCGCCGACUGCGCAUCCAGCGAGCACGGGAAUACGGUGCUCACUGGGCCAUAAAUUGGACUGAGAGCAUCACGCAUGUGGUCGUGGAUAAGGGUCUGCAGUAUUCUGAUCUUCUCAAACACCUCAAACUCGACUCUUUUCCGGAAAGCGUGGCUCUUGUCAAUGAGUCUUUCCCACCAGAAUGCAUCAGAUUUCGCUCUAUUCUGAGUCCAUCACAAGUGCGAUUCCGCGUGGAAGGAACCCCGAAAUUUGGCCAUAAUGAUGCCUUGGCUUCAGUUCCAGUUCAGGCUUUGUCAAAUGUGCCAGUCUCGGUGGAAUCUCUGCCCCUGAAGGUACCGAGGAAAGGGAAGGACAAGACCCCAGAGCCAUCACAACCCCCGAUUCAAGAGGCAAUGACGAGCAGUCCUGCUGCAUCCGAAGUAAUUGUCAGGUCUUCUGUCCCGGAGGACAGCCCUGAAGAGACUCGUCAACGUGAUCCUCUCGAUGAUUUGCUCGCCGAGGCGAAAGCAACUAGUCACCUGCCCCUUGACCCGAUCGACUGCUCCGACGAGGAACCUGGCGACUCUGAAAGUGAGUCAGAUUUAUCAGAGGCUGAUCAAUCCCGAUCAAGGGAGCACUUGCGAGGAGAGCCUGUCGUUGAAUUAUGGGCGCGCAAUUUUGCCUGUAUGCAAAAGUUUGAUCCCAAUGCAAAGCGCGAAAACCCAAACAACCGAACCAUCGAAGUCUUGCAACAAAUGCUAGAUUACUAUACGCGAACGGGAGAUCACUGGCGGACGCUGGCUUAUCGCAAGGGGAUAAAUGCGCUCCGGCGACAGACUAAGAAGAUCAUGUCAAGAACGGAGGCACGGUCUAUCCCUGGUAUUGGAGAUCGGCUGGCAGACAAGAUUGAAGAAAUCGUCAUGACCGACCACCUGCGGCGGCUUGACCAUACCAACGAGACGGAAGAAGAGAAUAUCAUCCAGGAGUUCCUCGGGAUCUAUGGAUGUGGCCUUGCCCAGGCGUCCAAAUGGGUGGCGCAAGGAUACCGGAGUCUGGACGACCUUCGUGAGCGAGCGCCUUUGACCAAGAAUCAGCGCAUCGGCCUGGAACGCUACCAAGAUUUUGCACAGCGGAUCCCGCGCAAGGAGGUCGAGGCCCACGGGGCGAUAGUGCGACAGGCAGUCCAGGCGGUGGACAAGGAUAUGCAGGUGAUCAUCUCAGGUUCUUACCGCCGCGGGGCUCAAGAUUCGGGCGACAUUGAUGUGCUUAUCACCAAGUCAGACGCCACUUUGGAAGAAAUUCGGUCGCUGAUCUUGGAUACCGUGGUGCCUCGGCUGUUCCAGGAUGGGUUUCUGCAAAUUGGUCUGCAGACUUCUCGACGGAACGGAGACGGUUCUAAAUGGCAGGGGGCAUCCAUGAUCCCGGAGAGCACAGUCUGGCGACGUCUAGAUCUGCUGUUCGUUCCAGGAGCCCAAUUUGGAGCGGCGAUGAUAUACUUUACGGGCAACGACAUCUUCAAUCGUAGUAUGCGAUUGCUUGCUCGGAAGAAAGGGAUGUGCUUGAAUCAGCGAGGACUCUAUACAUAUGUGCUGCGUAAUGGGCAGUUGAAGGUCAAUCCAGGCCAACUGGUUGAAGGUCGCGAUGAGCGGCGGAUCUUCGCAGUGCUAGGGGUACCCUGGCGACCUCCAGAGCAGCGAAUUUGCUAGAAGAGGACAAGCCCAAUUAUUAUUAUGUUAUUAUUAUUAUUAUUAUUAUUAUCCGAUUCACAAUU
Molecule: messenger RNA, 2358 nt
Organism: Penicillium brasilianum
Lineage: Eukaryota; Fungi; Ascomycota; Eurotiomycetes; Eurotiales; Aspergillaceae
Source: the annotation of a GenBank genome assembly